AUGAGUAAAAUUUUAUCAACACCAGCUGCUGAGCAACGCAGAUUACUCGAACAACUAAUGGGUCGUGAUUCAUCAUCAUCCAGGCACCGCGGAGGUAGUCGGUUCCAUAGUCAUAGUAACCGAGCAAAUGAUAUGGGAUUAUACGAUCCGAAGAUUUGUAAGUCUUAUUUGGUCGGCGACUGUCCCUAUGAUCUAUUUCAAGGUACAAAACAAAGUUUAGGUAGAUGUCCUCAGAUCCAUUUGGCAAAACAUAAGUUAAAAUAUGAAGAUGAAAAAGGGAAAGGUGUUAAGUUUGAGGCAUUUGAAAGAGAAUACUUUAUGGUUCUUUCCAAAUUUAUCAAUGAUUGUAAUGCCCAGAUAAACAUCGCUUUGAAGAAUUUGGAGCACACUUCAGAAGAAAAGGAGACCAUUAGAAAGGCCACUGAAGAACUAGAUUUUUUAGAUACUCGUAUAGGAUUGAUGGUUCAAGAAAUACAACUUUUAGUAGAUGUAAAUGAAGUAAUGAAGGCGUUAAUUCAAUCGACCAAGCUACAAGAUGUGCAAGAGAAAAGGAAACUAGUUGGUAAAAAAGUUAAAGCUAUAACUGAGAAUGUUGGACAGAGUGCUCAACAGAAAUUACAAGUAUGUGAAGUCUGCGGAGCAUAUCUAUCGAGGUUAGAUACUGACAGAAGAUUAGCAGACCAUUUUCUAGGUAAGAUUCAUCUCGGAUACGUGAAAAUGAGAGAACACUACGAGUAUUACAAGAAGAAGAGGUACCAAAAGACUUGA
Naumovozyma dairenensis CBS 421 is the source of this 768-nucleotide messenger RNA. It is a transcript of the gene LUC7, whose product is annotated as Luc7p. The transcript has a single exon. Gene Ontology annotation, biological process: mRNA splice site recognition. Gene Ontology annotation, molecular function: mRNA binding. Lineage: Eukaryota; Fungi; Ascomycota; Saccharomycetes; Saccharomycetales; Saccharomycetaceae. Gene Ontology annotation, cellular component: U2-type prespliceosome; U1 snRNP. Bases 1 to 768 code for a protein of 255 amino acids. The record is from RefSeq and is a predicted model, not a curated record.